AUGGCCUCCUCAGCCGAAGGCAACGCCGAGACCAAGCCGGCCACCUUUGCCGGUCGCCUUAACCUCCAGGCCUUUGCCUUUGACACGGCCUCCUCCCCCAGCUCCCUCCGUCGAAGCCCGCGCCACCACGAUACCUCGGGUAGCCCCCAAGCCCUACUCGCCCCCGCCGGCGCGACCGACGCCGACGCCGUCUCCUACUCAAGCUUGAAGAGGAGAGGCAUCAGCUCCGACGCUUCGGCGGGGUCAUCGCCCUCUCCGACCAAGAAGCGCGGGGCCGCGCGGGGCCGGUCGUCAGGGUACGCGCCACCCUCGGUCUACGCGCAUCUCAAGGGCCUGACGGACGCCCUGGGCCCGGACCUGCUGGUGAUGAUGGUGGGGCUAAACCCGGGCGUGCGCACGGCGCAGUCGGGCCACGCGUACGCGCAUCCCUCGAACCUGUUUUGGAAGUUGAUGCACAGCAGCGGCGUGACGACGCGGCUGUGCCGGCCCGAAGAGGACCAGGACAUGCCGCGGCUCUUCCACGUGGGGCUGACCAACAUCGUGGCCCGCCCGAGCCGCAACGGGGCCGAGCUGAGCAAGGGCGAGAUGGACGAGGGCGUCGCCGUGCUCGAGGCCAAGGCGCGGGCGUGGCGCCCCGAGGCCGUGUGCUUCGUCGGCAAGAGCAUCUGGGAGAGCGUCUGGCGCGUCAGGCACGGCCGCGCGCUCGCCAAGAAGGAGUUCAAGUACGGUUGGCAGGACGAGAGCGAAAUCUUUGCCUCUGUGCCCGGGGACGGGGACGGGGACGAAGGAUGGCGGGGGCGAGGGGCCGUCCAGAUCUUCUUUUGA
This is a messenger RNA of Parascedosporium putredinis, 825 nucleotides long. The record is from the annotation of a GenBank genome assembly. NCBI's taxonomy places the organism in Eukaryota, Fungi, Ascomycota, Sordariomycetes, Microascales, Microascaceae.